Molecule: messenger RNA, 334 nt
Organism: Helianthus annuus (common sunflower)
Lineage: Eukaryota; Viridiplantae; Streptophyta; Magnoliopsida; Asterales; Asteraceae
Exons: 2
Coding region: 11-334 (107 amino acids)
Biological process (GO): protein folding in endoplasmic reticulum
Cellular component (GO): EMC complex
Source: RefSeq, a predicted model, not a curated record
AUUGAUCAAGAUGGUGUGUAAAACAGAAGAAUCACAGCUGCAACAACUCGAGAAUCAAGUUGAAAACGGUGGUAGUGGUGCGUGGGAGUAUCUCUCUCUUGUUCGGAAGCUCAAACUACGUCGUUCUGAUAAGGUCUUGAAGCAUGGUUUAGCCCUUUUGAAUGACCCCAAGAAACGCUCUGCUUUGGGCCCAGAUGAAUGGUCUCACUAUGAGCAUGUAGCUAUUGCUGCGCUCGACUGCCAAUGCCUUGAAGUUGCAAAGGUAGCAUUCUCCUCAUCCAGUGUUAACAUUUUUCUGUUGAACUAUUUUUACUUUUAUGAUUUAUCAGUAUGA